Molecule: messenger RNA, 291 nt
Organism: Fusarium fujikuroi IMI 58289
Lineage: Eukaryota; Fungi; Ascomycota; Sordariomycetes; Hypocreales; Nectriaceae
Exons: 1
Coding region: 1-291 (96 amino acids)
Source: RefSeq, a predicted model, not a curated record
AUGCAUUUCCUCACUUCAACCAUCUUUGUCACCCUCCUCGGUGUUGCCACCGCUUUCCCAGGCCUUACUCCUCGCCAGAACUUAAAGAAUGCAAUUCUCAUCUGCCCCAAUGCCGAGGCAACCUUCGCUGACCCGAAAGUCAACAUGGGUGCCGUUUGCACCCGCACUUACAGCUGCCAAUACGGCAGUGAUGGUAUCAAGAGCGGCAAUGUCUGGACCAACUCCUGCACUGGCUGCCCUCCAGACCAGAACGUGAACUCUUUCGGCAACUGUAUUUUUCAGUACGUUUGA